AUGCCGUCUCAGGUCCAUCUCCCCGCAUGGACAGCCGUCCGAAACGCAUCCGUAUUUGCCUCCCUUUCUGUGCAUGCUUCUCCAUCACAUUCAAAGAAGAAAUCCUGCAUUCAUGUAAUCUUCCUACCCAGAGAAGACGAAUCCACUCAAAGCGAAGACGACGACGGUGUCGGCGAUAGUCUCAUUGCAUGGACAUUUCCAAAUACCUUGAGCCAGCCAACAAAGGAUCUCAUUCUCCGCGCCGUGAACAAAGCGCAUCUUUUGAGAACAAACAUACUAGUCCUCCAAUGCCUCCUUUCAGACCUUCGGUCCCGGAAUGCAGCCCUAAGUGAACACACCUAUAGACGCAAGUGGCGAAAUCCAUGGCCCUCCAAAGUUCAGGAUGCCUAUGACACUUAUAAGAAAGAUGACCACCUUUGGCGGGAUUUGAGAAAUCGCUUCGAGAAACACUGCUCUACAUAUCGUAACGUGCGUCCUGUAUCGCGUCUGCUUAUUGAGAGACUCUGUAUAACGUUGGACCUGGGCGAUGCCGCCGUACGAACAAGUAGAGGCCGCCUUCAGUUUCUGGACAAGUACUUGUGCGCUUUUGCAAAAUAUAGACAAGUCGGAACACACAUUCACGAAGGAUCCAAGGCCCUGCGAAGCGCUGAGCAUGCCAUGACGGAGAUGACUCUGAUGUUGAACUUGCUUUCUGUACCGUGA
Molecule: messenger RNA, 702 nt
Organism: Trichoderma citrinoviride
Lineage: Eukaryota; Fungi; Ascomycota; Sordariomycetes; Hypocreales; Hypocreaceae
Exons: 2
Coding region: 1-702 (233 amino acids)
Source: RefSeq, a predicted model, not a curated record